AUGUCUUCCACGGAGAAAAACAGUCGCAUUUUGUUGGACACCCCUUGCCAGGUCUGUAUGGACCAUUCCUCUGGCAAGCACUACGGAAUAUUUGCUUGUGACGGGUGCGCCGGUUUUUUCAAACGAUCCAUUCGACGACAGCGUAAAUACCGGUGCAAAUCGAAAGUGAAAGAGGGAUGUGCUGUCGAUAAGACUCGGCGAAAUCAGUGCCGGGCUUGUCGACUCAAGAGCCAAAAAAUAGCGGCCCAGAUGCUUUUAAUCGGUUUAAACUGGAUCAAAUCGAUCCCAAGCUACCCCUUCAACCUAUCACUGGCCGAUCAGCUGAGUUUGUUGGCAGAUUCCUGGAAGGAACUCUUCAUGCUCUCGGCCAGCCAGUUUAGAUUGUUGGAUUUUUUAAAUGAUGCCAGGCAGCAUUUUGGUGAUGGUGGUGGUGGUUGUGGGCAGUUUACAAAUGAAAAUUUUGAAGGUUCACCGAAUAAACGUGGCGAGAAUUUUUCCGGUAAAAAUUUUGAAAUUGCCUCAAAAACAGAUUGCGUCGUUAAGAUGCGGGAUAAGGAUGCUGCUGGCGAAGAUGAUGAAGAAGGAGAUGACGAUGAUGAUGAGGGAGGUGAUGAUGAUGAGGGAGGUGAUGAUGAUGAGGGAGGUGAUGAUGAUGAGGUUGUGGUGGAGGAUUGUGCAGUCGGUUCUUCAGUUUGCGACCGGAAGUUCCUCAAUCUUCGAGAUUCAGGUCAAAAUGGCGAGCGGAAAACAAGUUAUGAUGCUCUUUCAUCUGCCGUUAAUAAUCUCAUCGUCGUCAACAACCGCAGCAGCAGCAAUUACAGCAACCACAACAACCACAACCACAACAACAGCAACCACAACAACAGCAACAACAACAACUCAACAACGAUGUUAACAAAAAUGCGAAAGUUGUGUCCAAAAGUCGAAGACAUAAUAAAGCGAUUGAAUGAUUUGGAAGUGGAUGCUGUUGAAUAUUCAUAUCUCAGAGCCGUCGUCUUCUUCAAGCCAAUUCUGGCCACGAGGACAUUGAUUGACAGCUGCCUGGUGUCGAACAUGCAAGACCACGCCCACCUCCUCUUUAGCGAAUACGUAAGUCAGACGUAUCCGGAUCAGAUAAACCGAUUCGGUAAGUUGUUGCUGGCCAUCCCUACAAAUUCCGCCAUUCCCGACGGAGCCAUUGAGGAAUUGUUCUUCAAAGAGGCCAUCGGCGAGAUACCCAUGGAGAAGAUCAUCGAGGAUAUGUAUCGAUCUGGGGUCAUUUGAUGAAUGAAUGAAUAAAGAAUCGUUUUUACUGACUCAAAAAUUUCUUGUUUGAUUUAAAAAGUUGCAACCCCAACUUUAUUAUACUUUUAUGGAAAGCGUUUUCCAAUAGAUGAAACCAGCUAUCAUAACUGUUAACGAACCUCAGACAAACGUCCAACUUUAUUCUUGACAAUGUUUUUUUUUAAUGAAAAUCGCUUCCUAACGAACUCAAAAGUGAGCUUUGUAAUCUGCUGUGAAACAACUGAAUUUUGAAGUUAAGGCAAAUACAGCACACGAAAAUACACACUUAACAGAUCACUACGUCUUUAAAAAUCACUAAAAUAAUAACAAAAAGCACAUUUUAUUUACGAUGUUCAAUUCAUAAUGAUGAUAA
This is a messenger RNA of Helobdella robusta, 1636 nucleotides long. RefSeq lists its product as hypothetical. The transcript has 7 exons. The record is from RefSeq and is a predicted model, not a curated record. Gene Ontology annotation, molecular function: nuclear receptor activity; zinc ion binding; RNA polymerase II cis-regulatory region sequence-specific DNA binding. The coding region runs from base 1 to 1263 and encodes 420 amino acids. Gene Ontology annotation, biological process: cell differentiation; positive regulation of transcription by RNA polymerase II; anatomical structure development. Lineage: Eukaryota; Metazoa; Annelida; Clitellata; Rhynchobdellida; Glossiphoniidae.